UUAAGACUCUAAGGUGUUUACAGUCAUGGAUGGCUUUACAGCGGUGUGGCGAGGAACUGACUAUGACUUGACAAGGAAUUAACCAUGACAUUCAGUUAAUUAGUGCCGUUCCAGAGUUUGAUGACAAGCGACACAGUAUUCUUACCUGGAUUAAAUCUUAGCGCUGCCACCAGUGGUUAUUGGAGAGAACCCGUUAUAUGGCUAUUAUGCAGCGUUGCCGUAUUUCGAGAGUUCUUUUGCCGAGGUAGCAAAAACGUACCCAACGGCGUUCGCCAACACCACACGAAGAGUACUGUACAAGCCGGGAAAUUCUGCCUGUCCGGAUGCCGCGGCGGCUAUGAACAUUCUAGUCGGGGAAAUUUACCAAAUUAUUAAACAAUCACAAUCUUUUAAUGUGAUUCUGGCACCAGGUUGCAGUUUAGAACUAGUUCCUUUGGGAGAUUUUGCGAGAGAGGUUAACGUUCCGCUGUUGGCAAGCACCUCCACAGAUGCCAUGUUUGCCAAUGUAAAACGAUACUCGACUUUUCUCUCCUUUGGAUCCACGGGUCAAGGCGGCCAUGCCGCGGCGAUUAAAGCCUUUCUGGAUUACUACAACUGGACGACCGUUACGUUGUUCUGCGAUGCGUUCUCCGCAUUUCCGACGGUAGCGGCAUUUUUGGGAGCCCAUUGCCGAUCGAUAACGUUCAUUUUAAAUGUGGCGGGAAAAUACAGUUUCUACUUGGAAUCGUACGACUCCAAGUUCGGUCGGGAUUACGAAGCACGCUUGCUGCGAGCCAAACGCCAGAGCCGAAUCGUUAUUAUCCUCGCAAGAGCGGAUGAACUGCAGAAAAUUAUGGUUUUGGCGCACACCCUGAACAUGACAAACAGCGAAUUUGUUUUUCUCCACUGUAUUCCGGUGCAAGGCCCUGAUUAUGUUCCCAUACAAAUCGAUACCGGCACCGUUCAUGAUAAGGUCAGCUUUAUCUGUCAGGCAAAACUGGGAAUUUCCUACUGGAUUUCCGUUUAUUCCCAGGACAUCUUCGAAGCGUAUAAAAGCCUAAUAACGUUGAAUUUUCCACUCCCCGACUACGUCGAACUGGCACCCUUCACGGAUUCUGUGGCGCUCAACUCGCAGUUAAAUUUUCAUCAUAAUUACACAAUCGAUGAAAAGAACAAUGAAAUAACUCUCGCGAUACCGGAGAUGAUGACAGCCGUUGGAGAGGUUUUGAAUGAAUUCGACAAAAACCUUGCGCCACUUGACACAACAACAUUCCGCAAGGCCUUUCUUAACCGUUACUUCCGGACCAACGUCCGACCCUUGAUAAUGGGUGGCCUGGGAAUGCGGCUGUGUGACUCGGUUUUCUCCCGGCUGAAUGUGACAACUAGAAAAUUUGAGUCGGCAUGGUAUUACAACUUCGCCUCAACCACAUUGCAAAAAACCUCGCUAUUGGCGGAUGACUGGAACGGUGCCGGUGUGCCUCCGCUAAACGAACCAAUGUGUGGAUACCGUGGUGACCGCUGUCUCUUAAGUGACAACAUCACAGCAGUUAUUGCCGGAUCGGUUUGCGGUAUUGUCUCAGCCGCCGCUAUAAUCUUUUCUGGAUUUUACUAUUUCAUAAAAAAAUCGACCAAAUUCGAUCAGAGUGGUUGGUGGAUGCUCGAACCACAGUCGUUUGUCACGGAUGGCAACAAACCCACGGUUAAUGUCGGCGUCCAAACUAUGCAGAUUAAUAGCGAGUGCCUGUGGCUGCGCACGGAGAGCAUCAAUACGCGAGACGGUGAUAUUUUGUUGAUGCCUUCGAUUCGCGUUCUUUUCUCUCAACUUCGACAGGUGCGGCAUCAAAAUAUUUCCCACUUUCGCGGCAUCAUCAUACUGACACCUAGUACAACAUCCGUAGUAUGGGAUGGCGGCCGGGGAACGCUGCGGUUAUUUCUGUCCAAGGAGGCGAUUAUAUCGGAUGCGAUUGUGCAGCUCCAUCUUGUUUUCAACAUAAUUUCGGGUUUACAAUAUGUACACUUACAAACACCGUUUCGGUUCCAUGGGAGCCUAUCCAGCAUGUCUGUGAUCCUCGACAGCCGGUUUACGGCCAAAUUAUGUGAUAUCGCAUCAAAGAGUUUCUACCAGAUUUUGUACAAAUCGCCUUUCAUCAUUACGGAACAAGAUGUCAUGGUUGGUCCGGAACGGAAGGUUGCCGGUUCUCCAGAAAUGGACAUCUUUGCCCUGGGGGUCAUAAUUUAUGAAAUACUGCGUGGAUCAAAAAUAUCACCCAGCGAAACCCUUGAUAUUAAUGCCAUAAAGUAUGAAAAUAUGCCUUUCCAACUCGCCGUAACUUCUGUGAUUUCUCAGUGUACAGCAGCCGAUCGACUAGCGCGACCAACCAUUAAACAAGUGAUAGAACGUCUGAGCUCGUUCCAGCCAAAGGGCAACGUGGUGGCCAGUAUACUGGAGCGGCUGGAACGACACGCAGAACAUUUAGAACACACCGUUGCCCAUCGAACGCAAGAGUUGCUGCUAGAACGACAAAAAGUGGACGUAUUACUAGCGGAAAUAAUUCCACCGUCAAUCGUUUCAAAACUACGGAAUAAAAUCAUCGUUCCGCCAGAACGCUUUGAAGCCGUGACCAUUCUGUUCAGCAGUAUGGUCGGUUUUGACCUUUACUGCAAAGCCAAAUCUCCGCUGGAAGUCGGCGUCUUUCUCAACGAACUCUACACAUUCAUCGAUGGGUAUUUGGCGUCGUUUAAUGUGUACAAAGUCGAGACCAUCAAGGACGGUUAUGUUGUGGCGAGCGGCGUACCAAUCAGGAACGGUGACGAGCACGCCAAAGAGAUCGCCCAGUUUGCGCUGCUGGUACUUGGCAAUUGUACACCGGACAACCUGAAGCAUCAUCUGCCAAUAAGGAUAGGAAUACAUACAGGUCCGAUAGCUGCCGGCGUUGUCGGGUCCGUGAUGCCGCGAUACUGCUUGUUCGGAGACACAAUGAAUACAGCAAGCCGUAUGGAAAGCCAUGGAGAAGAGUCGAAAAUCCACGUGAGCCCAGCUGCCAAGGAAUACUUAGCCGCGGAUAAACGUUUUAACCUCCAGUGUCGUGGAUCUAUCAUGAUAAAGGGCAAGGGCUUGAUCGAAACCUUCUGGCUAAGCGGCGCUACCUAACUGCUUCCGGAAAAACACUUUCUUGCCACGGAAUGCGCAUCAUUGCCAUUGAUAACCAUAUCACUUUUUUAAUGUACAGACUGUACAUGUUUGCUGCACACUGUCUGUACGUUGUGCGCCCGGUGUGGACGCUUUCCGCAACUCUCAGCAAUUUUACAAAGCGAAUAACUUUCUUGGCAAUUUGCUCAGAAUACGGCUGGUGCAAAUAUUUGGACUAACAAAUACAUAUGUUUGUUAUACUCCGUAUGUUGUAAAUUGGAUUUAGGGGCAUACAACAUUAG
Molecule: messenger RNA, 3411 nt
Organism: Paramacrobiotus metropolitanus
Lineage: Eukaryota; Metazoa; Tardigrada; Eutardigrada; Parachela; Macrobiotidae
Product: atrial natriuretic peptide receptor 1-like
Exons: 22
Coding region: 338-3130 (930 amino acids)
Biological process (GO): intracellular signal transduction; cGMP biosynthetic process; protein phosphorylation
Molecular function (GO): peptide receptor activity; ATP binding; protein kinase activity
Source: RefSeq, a predicted model, not a curated record